Messenger RNA from Manduca sexta (tobacco hornworm), 2114 nucleotides. Its product is annotated as muscle LIM protein 1. Bases 166 to 1647 code for a protein of 493 amino acids. NCBI's taxonomy places the organism in Eukaryota, Metazoa, Arthropoda, Insecta, Lepidoptera, Sphingidae. Gene Ontology annotation, molecular function: structural constituent of muscle; actinin binding. Gene Ontology annotation, cellular component: cytoplasm; nucleus; Z disc. The record is from RefSeq and is a predicted model, not a curated record. The transcript has 11 exons. Gene Ontology annotation, biological process: sarcomere organization; muscle tissue development.
CCGCGCCGUGUGCAAUCCGCGCAUAGACUACGGUCGCGCUGUGCCCUCGCGCAUCAUUCGAAACUCGCGCAUCGCAGUCUCGGCAUCUCUGCCCUGAACUGUAUACGCGGCCGGGAGCUCGACUCUCGUAGCGACUCGACGAACAGGAUAAGUUAAGCAAGCACAAUGCCUUUCAAACCAGCAGACAACCCUAAGUGCCCGAAAUGCGGCAAAUCAGUAUACGCGGCCGAAGAGCGAGUCGCCGGCGGUCUUAAAUGGCACAAAAUGUGCUUCAAAUGCGGUUUGUGCCAGAAGUUGCUGGACUCCACCAACUGCUCAGAACACGAAGGUGAACUGUACUGCAAAGUGUGCCACGCACGCAAGUUCGGACCUAAGGGCUACGGCUUCGGUGGUGGCGCUGGUUGCCUUUCCAUGGACACUGGCGACCACCUAAAGGGCGAGAAUGCGGACGUUAGGACCAACGGAGCAUGCCUCGAACCCCGCGUCAUCGCCAAGGCGCCACCCGGCCAAGGAUGCCCGCGCUGUGGUGGUUAUGUUUACGCUGCCGAACAAAUGUUGGCUCGGGGAAGGGGGUGGCACAAGGAGUGCUUCAAAUGCGGCGACUGCUUGAAACGACUUGACUCCACGAACUGUUGCGAGGGCCCAGAUAAAGACAUUUAUUGUAAAGUAUGCUAUGGCAAGAAGUUUGGUCCUAAGGGAUACGGUUACGGAAAAGGAGCUGGCGUCUUGCAGAGUGACCCUUACGCCAAUGGUGAUCAAGCACCGAAGACCACGGUGAUUGAUACCGCUGCGAUCAAAGCCCCACCCGGCAAGGGUUGCCCGCGGUGCGGCGGUGUUGUGUUUGCUGCUGAGCAAGUCCUCGCUAAGGGUCGCGAGUGGCAUCGCAAGUGCUUCAAAUGUCGCGAUUGCACCAAGACUUUGGACUCUAUCAUCGCUUGCGACGGACCUGACAACGACGUCUACUGCAAGACUUGUUACGGCAAGAAAUGGGGACCCCACGGCUAUGGUUUUGCUUGUGGUUCCGGUUUCCUCCAGACCGACGGCUUGACUGAGGAAGAAAUUUCGGCUAGCCGUCCUUAUUACAACCCUGAUACCACGUCUAUCAAGGCACCCAAGGGACAAGGUUGUCCCCGCUGCGGAGGAAUGGUCUUCGCUGCUGAACAGCAAUUGGCUAAAGGAACUAUGUGGCACAAGAAAUGCUUUAACUGUGCGGAAUGCCACCGGCCACUUGAUUCGAUGUUGGCUUGUGAUGGCCCUGACAAGGAAAUUCAUUGCCGUUCCUGCUAUGCUAAGCUCUUCGGACCCAAGGGUUUCGGGUACGGCCACGCCCCCACCCUUGUCUCCACCGAUGCUGAACCCACCAUUACUUACACAGAGCAGCUUCCGUUCACUGGACAGAAAGCAGCCAAAGGCCAAGGCUGCCCCCGCUGUGGUUUCCCUGUCUACGCCGCUGAACAAAUGCACUCCAAGAAUGGCACAUGGCAUAAACGCUGUUUCUCAUGUGCGGAUUGCCACAGAUCUCUUGAUUCCACCAAUUUGAAUGAUGGACCCAACGGUGAAAUUUAUUGCAGAGGCUGCUAUGGUAGAAACUUCGGACCUAAGGGUGUCGGAUAUGGUUUGGGCGCAGGCACAUUGACGAUGGCAUAAUUAUCUAUAAAGCUGGACUUUAUUGGAACGACUUAAGAUUUAAAUGGUAGCUUGAAAGGAAUUUAAUCUACGCACAUCGCUACCUUUUCAGCAAUCAUACCAUUUAUUAAACUGGUUUUAAUAAUGGUUGAUCACAAUUUACACAAAGAGACUAAUGAAACAAUAGAUUUCUUAGAUUCAAUCAUAUAUAUUUUGUUAUGAAGAUAUAAAUUAAAGGUUACAUUCCUUUCACAAAUGUACAAAAUGGAUGAUGAAUGUGUCUGGGCCCUUAGUUUAUAGAUUCGUCAUAAAAUGGAGUAGACAUAAGGCGUAUAGACUUAAAUGUAGAUAAAUAUGAAAAAAAAUUCAAAAUUAAAAAAAAAACAAAUAAAUUCAAAUUAAUAAAAAAAUGGCAUUGUGAUUUACCUCAAAAUAUCACUUUGUGAUAUAGAGGUAGGUACUUAAAACUAUCCUGUAAACGCGGAAAA